Fomitopsis serialis is the source of this 522-nucleotide messenger RNA. RefSeq lists its product as uncharacterized. NCBI's taxonomy places the organism in Eukaryota, Fungi, Basidiomycota, Agaricomycetes, Polyporales, Fomitopsidaceae. Bases 1 to 522 code for a protein of 173 amino acids. The record is from RefSeq and is a predicted model, not a curated record. The transcript is spliced from 4 exons.
AUGGCCAGCUCUGAAAUCAUGGGAAUAGUCGACUCCACGAUCUACGGGGAUACCCACCAGACCUGGUACCUCCUUCUCGGUGACCUCAGCUCUGGCAAAUGCCCCCUCGUUACGCACCAUGGUGGCCCCACAUUCGCAACCAUGCCGCAUUCUGAGCUCUCGGCAGAACACACACCUCCGCGAGAAGCCGGAGGAGUUCUGGAGGGUGUAGCUCCCAUCGAGGAGCUUGCGAACCUUGUGUUCGCGAAGCAGUCUGAGAGACUGAAGCGAAUGGUCUCCGUGUGGACGCCGUCGUCGAUGGAGCUGUCGCAUGAGGAGACGAAGAAGCUGCUCAAACAUAAGGGCCCGAGAAUAGAAAAGCGCGAGAGGGAGGGUCCGACGGAAAGAGAGGAGUACGAGAAAGGGAUGGAGGUUUCGCAGACACCGAAGUGGGUGCAAUUCGCAAACAGUUUUCACCCAGCGUUCUUCGAGGAGCCAGAGCGGUACUUCCGAAUUGUUGGGCAAUUCUUGGAUGCAUCGUAG